Messenger RNA from Chinchilla lanigera (long-tailed chinchilla), 1569 nucleotides. RefSeq lists its product as uncharacterized. The transcript has 3 exons. The record is from RefSeq and is a predicted model, not a curated record. Lineage: Eukaryota; Metazoa; Chordata; Mammalia; Rodentia; Chinchillidae. Bases 411 to 1322 code for a protein of 303 amino acids.
AAUAAUCUCUCUGUGUUAGUUAUAAAGAGGCACUUAUGUAACCUGGACAAAGAAUUCUUUAAGAAAAGUUCUGAAAUAUAUGUAUAUGUUUUCUCCUCUCUUUAUGGUAUGACCCAAGGAGAGUGGGCGUAAGUCCCACCGACCAAUCAGAGAAGCACAGGGAAGCCUCUGAACCAAUCAGAAGGAGUUCUGUUGCAGGCUGGCCUCAGUAGCCAAAGAGAGAGCGCACCCUUGACUCGCGCUGGUGAAGGCGGAAGGAUUUCCUGAGCCAAUCUACAGGUUCACACUACUGGUAUUGUGACGGCCGUGGGUCUCCUUUCCCGCUGCCCUCGGCUUGUCGAAGGCUGGGAACCUGUCAGCGACCAGAUUCCUUGACCCUCCCAGGGCCACACCGUGGCCAGCGCUCUGUGAUGCGCCUGCUUCCAGCCGCCUGGCCCAGCCGCCCUCCACCCUCACCUUGGCGUGCGGGGCCCAGCCAGCUACCCAACGCCAAGCUUCUGGCCGCAAAAUCAGCUGUUCUUGCGCUCCCACCCUUGAGGAAAAUUUCGGUUUUCUCCAGAGUGAGAAAAUUUGAGAGGCCCCCACCCAGGGCUGGAGGUAACGACUGGCAGAUCACCCCAAGCGUGGAGUCAGCCAGCGCCAGCACCAGCGCCAGCGCCGACGCCAGCAGAAGGAAGGGCAAAGCUCAUGGCCAAUCAGGAGCAGGUGUCGGUUCAUGUCACUCUUGGCUGUGGCCAGCUCCAGCUGGGAGGAGCCAACAGGGAACAAGGGUGAGGACGAGCCACCCUUCCGGCAGAGUCCUGAGCAACCUCCCUCCUCACUUCCUCAGCGGUGGCACCAUCGAAGCCACCAUGCCCUCAGGAUCUUGCCUCUUGGACAUCAAGCCCCCCUGCUCUCUGAAGAGCUGUUGGGCAAGGGGUGUGGCUACCCAGCAACCCAUCCUGGUAAGCCCCACCCACUUCUGGUACCUCCCACCUGCACAGCCUCACUGGGCUCCUCCGUGUGGCCUCAACCAGAGAAAUCCUCAAGUCUCCUUCGUGUUUCUGACCCUUCUCCUCUGCCAAAUGGUAUUUCCCCCAGCCUCGUCUUUGCCCAGCAUGAUAAGAACAUUAAUUCUCAGUUACACAACUGUCAGGGGCACAGCCUCUGGGGCCACAGUGGAUUGGCUUGAACAUUGCUUCCUUGCUGGGAGGCCUGGGGCGGGUCACUUGGUCCCUUUUCACCUCAUCUCCUCCUCUAUAAAAUGGUGCAUGGUCCCUACUGCAGGGGUAGAAGUAAGGAUACUAGAAGGGUGUAACUGUAACAUGUUGCCCAGUGCCUAGCAUCAUUUAAUAUCACUAAAAUGUCUCUGGUUAUUCCAGGGUCAUCAUUUCAAAUGAACAAUUAAAAAAAAAAACAGCUCUGGGACAGGCAGGGAUCACACCUCCAGUUUAUAGAUUAGAAAACUAAGACCAUAAGAAGGCUGUGUCCCCAGGGCCUCUGCUUGCCUCACUCCACCACCUGAGGCUCACAGGGGCACUCAACAAGGGGUUCUCUACUAGGGACCUCUCCAGGGGCUCCACGGCCUGA